ACAAGCUUUUAAUUAUCACCUUUAGCUACCGCCCACACAACCACAUUCAUAAUGGCUGUUCGCCUAGUGAGGAGUGUUGUAUUAGUUGGUUCUGUUCUUCUUCUCUUUUUGUUUUUAUUGUACAGCGUGGCAGGAGUAUUGUCUAAUAGAACGAGGAAUAGUGUAUCGUUAAAGUUUCCAACCAGUAUCGGUGAUAUAAAGGAUCUCAUUAAUGAUGCACUAACACUCAAAAACGAUGAGCUGUAUCUAGUGAUGGUUCUAUACUCCUUGGCAUAUCUAUUCAAGCAAUGUUUUAGCAUACCUGGCUCAUCUCUCCUCAAUUUAUUUGCUGGAGCAGUUUUUGGCUUGUGGAUUGGAUUUCCUCUUGUUUGUGUCUUGUCAGCCUCAGGGGCUUCAUUGUGUUUCCUGUUAUCAAAACUUGCUGGAGAGGAAUUAGUAAAAAUGUGUCUGAAGGAGAGACUAACCAGUCUAUCAACUAAAGUCAAAGGUCAGUCGGGAUUCGGUGAGUUUCUCAUGCUUUUGUCUCUAAGGCUCUUCCCUGCUACACCAAACUGGCUGCUCAAUCUCUCCCUGCCUCAUCUUGGAGUUCACUCGGGAAAAUUCUUUCUCUCUGUCUUCUUUGGUUUGAUGCCGUAUAACUUUCUCUGUGUUCAAGCUGGUCUCAUACUGAGGGUAUCCACAAGUGUCGAUGAUGUCAUGGAUUACAAGAUCUUUGCAAUUUUAACUAUCUCAUCUUUCAGUCUCCUCGCAGCUACUUUCGGAAUGAGAAAAUUAAAAAAGUCAUAAAUCAUAUUUAUUACAGUCAUAAAUAUUAUUAACACAAAGAAUAUUAAACAUCCAAA
Messenger RNA from Amphimedon queenslandica, 842 nucleotides. RefSeq names its product transmembrane protein 41A-like. Bases 52 to 786 code for a protein of 244 amino acids. The transcript is spliced from 5 exons. The record is from RefSeq and is a predicted model, not a curated record. Lineage: Eukaryota; Metazoa; Porifera; Demospongiae; Haplosclerida; Niphatidae.